ACACCACCUUAUCUCGUCGGGUGAAUAGCGAGAUCUGCGACCUUUGAUAAUGUGCAUACGGCUUAACCAGCAGCAUAGUAUUAUGUAUUAUGGGCCAGUUGAAUUUUAGACAUGUCUGGUUUGCACAUGAUCGAUCAACAGCUGUUGGAAAACACAACUGAAUCCAGGAGCGUUCUAUUCAUACUGCCAGCGCAGGUAAUGGUUUUGUUGAGGGCAAGGAUUGGUGAACACAGUUAUGUUUUCGGGAGGCUCAAUAACACUUUGAAAGCCGGCAACCAGCAGUCACACGUGAAGCGUUCACAGUUAUCGCCGCGGCCAUCACAUGAUUCAUAGCCUGUCGUAGAUUGGUUGGUUUUCUUGGCUGUGACGUGCCCAUGAAAGCCUUCUGAUACCGUACUAGUCACAGUAUUGGCUGACAGAACGAUGUAAUCUAUAAGUGACUCAUUUCGACCAAGCUUUCCUUGAAAAUGGGAGGGUAGACCCGUAUCGCUUUCCAAGAAGUAGUUGUCGUGUAGGUGAAAUAAGUGUUUGGACCACUAAUACUUGUUACAUAUUAACAGUUUAUGUCCUGAAAAUAACUUCAUUAUUAACGUUUUCAAGAGACACACAUGCUCUAUGAAUAAGGACACUUGCAUGGAUAUAUUUAUCCCGUGUUGCUCUGGUAAGGUGAUAAAUAACAAGAUUUGGCCAGGGUGUCUCAACAAGAGACCGGGAAGGAUACCACAGCCACGUCACAUACGAGGAUCUAGGCAGCCCUGACGCUUUGACAUUGUACUCUUUCUUUACGAUUGUGUCGUCCCUGCGAAAACCAGGUCUUGCAGUCCCUGCUGCUGACCAAGCCACGUCAACCAUUCCGGAUGACAUCCUUAUCUACUAUCAACCUUUGACCACGGCUCUGAGCAGAGUUGGAUGUUUCCAAGCAGAAUCGGUCAACUGACUGACUAAAAUGACGAUCGGUUAUAUUCAACGGUCUCAUGGUCCAUGCAAUGGCAUGUCUGAGAACAAGACAAAUGGAACAUGUUCAGAUUCUCAAUUGCAAAAGCAAUUAUAUAAAACAACAAUAUAUGAUUUUGAAAUUGUCCAGGUCGGAUCUUCACCUGUAAAUACGAGGAAAAGCACUGAAUAUGGUGUAAGCGGUUUAAAACGCCUAAACAUACCGACCAGUCAAGAACGCGAGCAAACUGGAACAACAAUUCACCAAGAAAGUACAAUCCACCAAGAGAGAACUGCUUAUAUUCAUUGUCAACAAAAACGAUUUGCGUUGUUAAACAACCAGCGGCCGACUGAGAAGUACAUUAACAGCCAUGUCAUAUAUUACAAUGCUCCGAAUUCCAAAUCAGGAAGUAAAAUCAAUGAGGUGGAGACUGACAAAUACACAGUUCUAGUUUAUGGUGUUGACACAGGUAAUCGAAAAUCAUAUACCACUGGUGAUAAAACUCAUACUAAAUGGGAAUCUCCAGUAUGUAUGGGGAGCAGAAAGGUACAAGUGCAGCAGUGUGUACAGGAAGGAAGACAUCUGAAACAAGAAGCCAGUGAAUUUCAUAACGGAAGGUAUGUUUCAAAAUCAGAACGACUUCGCUUUAGUGAUAAUCUGAUAUGUUUUCAUAUAUCUCUCUUUGUUACAUCACAAAAAAGAACAGAAUUCGAACAUAAUUAUGACAGAGGCUAUGAGGAUCAUCAGUGUGUGAAUACUUGGAAAAACAAGACUAAUGUGACAAAAGAAAAUGAAAAUGUCUAUACAUGUUGGAAGCAACAUCCAAGUGGUUCCAUGUGCGAAGAACAAAUUGGCUCAAACCAACCAACAUUGUUCAGUGAUCUGGAACAUGAACAGAUCCAAGGAAUGACUGAUUCUCACCCCACUGCCCUCCGUCUGUCAAUUCAAAAGGAACCAAACUAUCACACGGAAUUUGGAAUCGUGUUUAGUGGGGUGUUGGCUGAUACCCAACGGGCAUCUAUUACAAAGGAACAUAGGCCAACGCCCCUUGAAUGUGAUAUAAAAGCGACUUCACGCAGCGUCAGUGAAUUGUGUGCACUCUAUGAUCUGACUGACGUUCAUGAAACACAUGAAGAAUUUGGAAAUACAAGUACUACCCACUCUGAUACAUACCUUUACCACCAAAGCAGUCCCUUUCCAACGAAAGAAACCGAGACAGCUGAGUCUAAAUUGCCUUCCAAAGACAUGUUUCGUCAUUUUGAUAUAGAUAGUUAUAUUCAGUCCUUGCCAAUACCAACUGUUGCACCCUUUUUUUCUUUACAAAGCUACUUUGAAAAGAUAGCUAAUCACGAACAUGUUUCCAAUGAUGAUAAAAUGCUACAGGAGGGUUUGAGACUUAGUUCGUUUUCGAAUAUUAAUGUAAAUGCGUCUUGCAUCCGUCUAGCAGCAGCAGGGUUCUAUGCUACCGGAAAAGGUGAUGAGACUAAAUGCUUCAGCUGUGGUGUCAGGCACUCGUGCUGGCGGAAAGGGGACAACAUCUUCGUCAUCCAUAAACACAUAUCCCCAACCUGUCUUCAUGCACUGGGAACUGACCAAAGGAAUAUACCGAUUCACCCUCCUCCUAUACACGAUACUGCAUCACGACCAGUCGUGUUGGAUGAUUCAGAAGGCGCUGUUGGUAUGGCACUUGUCAUGCACAAAACUCUAGACGUAAUAACCCAAACCGAUGGCCCUCAACCAACCAUGCAGGUAAAUUCAACAAAUGGCGCUCUUUUCGAAUCAGCAAUACGAAAUGUUUUGGAAAAUUCUAACCGACAUCUCGAUACUUCCAACAAAUGCAAACCAUCAGGUGAAUCUGUGAAAGAUGACCACACGAGAGCAUUUGCGUCUGUUUCUGAUGAAGGUGUUCACAGUCCACCAUUCCAAACAAGUCCUGAAUCUGUCAGUGAAGAUGGCAAUAAUACACCGGAUCUGCCUGUGUCGAGUGGAGCAACAGUAAUAAGAUCAUUUGAAAGGAUGGAGCCUAUUGUUCAAUCGGAUUCAGCAACCAGGUCACACAAUAACUUAGAAAUGAAUUCGCUACGGUUUGACAACGCUGUCUAUCCAAACUACCUGGACAUAUCAACGAGGCUUGCAUCCUUCCUACUGUGGCCCAACGAUCAUUGUAAGAAACCAGCAGAACUUGCCGAAGCUGGUUUCUUCUGUGCAGGCUUCUCUGACUGUGUGCGAUGUUUCGUGUGCGGUGUUGGCUUGAAGACUUGGGAGAAGGGAGACAACCCUUGGGUUGAACAUGUACGUUGGAGGGCAUCCUGUACCUAUGUCAGAGUCACCAAAGGAGAAGCAUUUAUCACACAGACACUUGCAAUGGAAGGGCAGAGAAGGAGGGAACAUGAAAUUCCAGGAAGUAUAAAUCAAGCUGGAAACGCGGCUGCAGACGUUGGAGAUGUCCUGGAACGGGAGGGGUGUCAGCGAGCCCUGGAAAUGGGAUACAGCAGAAACUGUGUCAGCAAACAUGCCUUGGACAUACUCAGGAACGAGAACCAUACCUUGACACUGGACGUCUUGCUCGUGCAUAUAUUGGCAGAAGAGGAUCUGGAAAUGUCUGCGUCUACUGAACUGAACUACAAUGAGCCAACAGCAGAUUCUGGAUCGAUUGAAGCGAUUGCCCCAAUCUCAAGAACCACACUGCAUGAAAAUAAUCAGUUAAUGAUUGGUGAAGCAGUUGUGGGUAGAUUUCAGACACAGUCUGAUAAUGGACAUACACAGGGCCCAAACAUACCCACCAAAGCUACAGCUGUCGGAUCGAAGAUUCCGUCAAUAUCUGUCCUGGGUACAGAGCAGAAACAUAAACAAAACAAAGAAGUUAGACAAAAGGAUCUUGAAGCUGAUGCAGCGAAAACAGAAAUACCAAGAGGACAUGCUGAUGAAACUCUCAUAUGCCCUGGGCAGAAGCACAGCAGACACGCAUAUGAGAACACAGUGCCUGAUGAGGAUGAGGGGUACGGUGAAUCGUCCGAAAUGUCGGAAGAAAGGGUGUUCCAAAGCCUGCCUGUAAUGCCAUCUGGAAAUAGAUCCAUUAACAAGCCAAAAAAAGCAAUCUGCUGUGUUACGUGUGUCGUCUUUGCAGAAAGCACAAAGGAACAGCGUAAGGCUGCAGAGGAAGAGACACAGCAGCUGAAAGAGUCGAACGUGUGUAAGAUAUGUCUGGAGGACCCUGCCAACAUCGUGUUCCUCCCCUGUGGACAUCUGGUGGCCUGUGCUGUGUGCGCCCCAGCUCUAGAACGUUGCCCAGUCUGCAGGAAACACAUCCGGGGGUCUGUCCGUGUCCACCUCGCAACUCAUCUCAAGAACAAGAUUCAGCAGUCUUAGUCCCAGUGAAGUCUCAACACUCUACAGGUCUACAGGGCUAGUAUAGCAAUGUGGACAUGUAUUCUUCAUGUAUAGUAAACCGCGGUUAUAACGAACUCAAAGGGACCACUAAGUUAAGUUUGGUAUAUUAAUUUCUACUAAAAUAUAGCGGGGCCCCCAUACAGUUUUAUCAUCCAAAACUGUGUUCCAAAGGAGAUAUUGCUUGUGUAAGA
Messenger RNA from Haliotis rubra (blacklip abalone), 4515 nucleotides. RefSeq lists its product as uncharacterized. Gene Ontology annotation, biological process: regulation of cell cycle; negative regulation of apoptotic process. The coding region runs from base 947 to 4303 and encodes 1118 amino acids. Gene Ontology annotation, molecular function: cysteine-type endopeptidase inhibitor activity involved in apoptotic process. The record is from RefSeq and is a predicted model, not a curated record. Gene Ontology annotation, cellular component: cytoplasm; spindle microtubule; nucleus. The transcript is spliced from 8 exons. Lineage: Eukaryota; Metazoa; Mollusca; Gastropoda; Lepetellida; Haliotidae.